Messenger RNA from Cutaneotrichosporon oleaginosum, 1873 nucleotides. RefSeq lists its product as uncharacterized. Lineage: Eukaryota; Fungi; Basidiomycota; Tremellomycetes; Trichosporonales; Trichosporonaceae. Gene Ontology annotation, cellular component: membrane. Gene Ontology annotation, biological process: transmembrane transport; carbohydrate transport. Gene Ontology annotation, molecular function: carbohydrate:proton symporter activity. The record is from RefSeq and is a predicted model, not a curated record.
CUAGCUCGAUGCCCGGCGUACGGUGCAGGCGUUUGGCGCCCCGUUUCUCCGCCCGCGCUGGUGCCCCGGGCUCCGCAUGUCGCGUAAGACAUAUAUGAGAAGCUGCGCGACCCCGCACUGAAAAUUAUCUACCUCACCAUGUCUGACGACCACCACGAAAAGACGCUGGACACACACGACGACCUCGGGCGCCGGCUGAGCCGCGACGUCGCCGAGCUCGACGACAAGCGCGCGCGCCUCGCCGGCCCCUCGGGCGUCGCAGGUCUCUUCAAGAACCCGCGCCUCCUCCUCAUUGCCAUGGCGACCGCGCAGGGCGGCCUCUGUUAUGGCUACCAGCAGGGCGCGUACGGCCAGUGCAUGGUCAUGCCGAGUUUCAAGAACGUGGCCGCGUUCAGCCGCAUCAUCGACGACGCGGCGUACAAGGGCUGGACUGUUGCCGUGCUCGCGCUCGGCGGCUGGGUCGGCUCGCUUAUCAACGGAUACUGCUGCGACCGCUUCUCGCGGCGCUGGUCGAUUCUCGGCGGCGCGAUUGUUUCCCUCAUCGGGGCGAUCAUCACCACGGCGGCGAUGAACGCCGAGAUGAUCUUCGCGGGCCGCUUCUUCAUCGGCCUCGCCGUCGGGUCCAUGACCACCGCCGUGCCCAUGUACAACUCGGAGAUCUCGCCCGCCGAGGUGCGCGGCACCAUGGUGGGCACCUUCCAGCUCUCCGUCACGUUCGGCAUUAUGCUGUCGUACUGGAUCGGCUUCGGGACGAACCACAUCAGCGAGACCAACUCGGUCGCAUGGCGCGUCCCGCUGGCCGUGCAGGCCGUGCCCUCGAUCCUUCUCGCCAUUUCCACGUUCUUCAUCCCUUACUCGCCGCGCUGGCUGCUCAAGCAGGGGCGCGACGAGGAGGCGCUGCAGGUCCUCUCCCGCGUGCGUGGCCGCCCUGUCGACGAUGAGGUCAUCCGCCUCGAGUUCCUCGAGAUCAAGGCCGACGCCGUGUUCGAGCAGGAGAUGGCUGCGGAGAAGUAUCCCGACUGCAUCGGCCGCCCCUUCGCCCUCCAGGUUGCCCAGGUUGCGGCCCUCUUCAAGUCGUGGCCCAUGUUCCGCCGCACUGCCAUUACCUGUCUCAUGAUGUGGUGGCAGCAGAUGAGCGGUAUCGAUGCCAUCGUCUUCUACGCGCCUACGAUCUUCCUCUCCCUCGGGUUGGGCGGCACCUCGGUCUCGCUCCUUGCCUCCGGCGUCGUCGGCAUCUCCAUGUUCAUCGCCACUUUCCCCGCCAUUCUCUACAUCGACAAGAUCGGCCGCCGCCCCCUCCUGAUCUGGGGCGGCAUUGGCAUGUCGGUCUGCCUGCUGGUGGUCGGUAUUCUGACGGGCACCCAGUCGGCCAAGUGGGCCGUCAACGAGGGCAAGGCCGCCGCGUGGACCAGCGCCGCUUUCGUGUGGUUCUACAUUUUCAACUUCGGCGCAUCGUGGGGGCCAUGCUCAUGGGUCGUCAUCUCAGAGAUCAUGCCCAUGUCGGCCCGCGCGGCGGGCACCGCCCUCGGCGCGUCCACCAACUGGAUGACCAACUUCUGCGUCUCCCUCUUCGUGCCACCCAUGCUGGAGGGCAUCGGCUUCGGCACCUAUAUCUUCUUCUUGGUCUUCAUGCUCAUGGGCGUGGCAUACGCGAUCUGGAUCCUUCCCGAGACGCGCAACGUGUCUCUCGAGGCCAUGGACCGUGUGUUCAAGUCGAGCGACGCGACGCACGACGCCGAGCGCAUGCGGACUAUUGUCGCCCGUCUCCAGAACGAGCACGGUAUUAACAGGCCCGGCAAGGUGGAGUCGGUUACUGAGUCGGUAUGAGGAAGUGUUGUGGUAGCGUAACAAGCGAUGUAUAAUACUGUUCUUU